AUGACCAAAGCAUCACUGAACGGGAGAGUGCUGGCCUUCGUCGAGGCACGGAUGCCCGACGAGAUGGCCGGCCUCAUCCGGCGGCACGGCGGCGUACCCAUGGGUGCGCCGGUGAUGCAAGAGCACUACCGCCAGGACAGCCCUGAGGUGCAGCAGGCGAUUGACGACGUCUGCGCCGGACGGGUCGCCACGGUCAUCUUCCUGACCGGGGUUGGCGCGGAGGCGAUGAUGGGGAUCGCGGAUGGCAUGGGCCGGCUGUCCGAGUUUGAGGAAGCGCUGCGCGGCACCACAGUGGUGGCGCGCAGCCCAAAGCCCGGCAGAAUCCUGCGGCGGCACAAGAUACCUAUCAAUAUCAUGCCGCCGGAGCCGUAUACCUCAAGCGACCUCAUCGCGGCCAUGAAGGACCUGGACCUCGAAAACAACCGGGUGAUCUACCAGCGCUACGGUGGGCCAGACUCCGAACUCCCCACCUACCUGCGGGAGCAGAGGGCCGACUACCAGGAGUUGACGCUGUAUGACUGGGGGUUGCCCGAAGACACCGCCCCGGUGGUUGAUCUGAUCGACCGGAUCGAGCAGGGAGAAGUUGACGCGCUGGCCUUCACCAGCCGGCCGCAGGUGCCGAACCUGAUGACCAUCGCCGCCAACUCAGGGCGCGAAGCAUCGCUGCGGGCGAGCCUCAGCGGGCCCGUAGCGGUGGCUUCAGUGGGCCCGGUAUGCACACGGAAGCUGAAGGAGUUUGGCAUCCCAGUGGACGUGGAACCGGAUCACCCGCACAUGGGCAACCUGGUGAUGGCGGUAGCGGAGUAUUUCGGGGACGCCGGCUAG
Geodia barretti is the source of this 825-nucleotide messenger RNA. The record is from the annotation of a GenBank genome assembly. Lineage: Eukaryota; Metazoa; Porifera; Demospongiae; Tetractinellida; Geodiidae.